GCCCGACGCCGGGGCCACCCCCGGCGUUGGGUUCUGCAGGUACGGAGGCCGUUCGAGUUGAAGGAGCCCGGGUGAAACUUAUUCACUUCAUUGGCGCCGUCUGUGGGACCCGUAAAAAAAAGUCAAGUGGAGUUCCAACUGAAAAAAUUGGAAAACCUCCUUCUUCUCCACCGGCCGCCGCCACCGCCGGCCGCCACCUCCGCCGCCGGCUGCCGGAAAAUGUGCUUCGAUCGGAAAAUCGUUUACAUCAUUGGAAAGAUCUCUUCGAGAUGAAUCUCCCUAUAAAAUUUCAUGCAAAAAUUCCUCCGGGAAGGCCGUCAAUUUUGCGGUCAAAGUUUCCAGAUCUAAUAAAAGUUUGGUCAAAAUCGAGCAUUCAAAUGCAUUUUCCCGACGAUCCGGAAGGGCUAUGGAAAAUCCGAGAGUACCACCGGAAUCCUCUCGACGAGAUGAAUCUCCAGCUACCGAUCUUC
Messenger RNA from Striga hermonthica, 470 nucleotides. Lineage: Eukaryota; Viridiplantae; Streptophyta; Magnoliopsida; Lamiales; Orobanchaceae. The record is from the annotation of a GenBank genome assembly.